GCUCGUUCAUAUAGCUUAGAAAACUGAACGCUCGACAAAUCCUAACACCAAUUUCUUCUGCUUUACUUACCCAUAAAAAAAUAAAGAAAAGAAUUUCUUCUGCUUUCUUCUUCUUCUAUCCCCCAUUCGAUCUCUGGCACUUAACCUCAAUUCAAAAAUCCUUAUGCCAGAGAUCGAACCCCAUGUUCCUGAUAAUGCCCUCUUCGGCAAAUACGAACUUGGUCGCCUUCUCGGCUGCGGCGCCUUUGCGAAAGUUCACCACGCUCGCGACGUCCGUACCGGCCAAAGCGUCGCAAUCAAAAUUAUCAACAAGAAAAAGCUCUCCAAUUCAAAAUUGGCUUCUAAUAUCAAGCGUGAGAUCUCAAUCAUGCGGCGGUUGAACCACCCUAAUAUCGUUAAGCUUUACGAAGUUUUAGCCACCAAAACGAAGAUUUACUUCGUCAUGGAGUUCGUUAAAGGCGGCGAAUUGUUCGGCAAAGUCGCCAAAGGGAGGUUCUCUGAAGAUCUCAGCCGUAAAUAUUUCCAGCAGUUGAUCUCAGCCGUCGGAUAUUGUCAUUCUCAUGGAGUUUUUCACCGUGAUUUGAAGCCGGAGAAUUUAUUAGUAGACGAGAAUGGCAAUUUAAAGGUUACAGAUUUCGGACUCAGUGCGGUAACAGAUCAGAUCCAACCCGACGGGUUGUUACAUACGCUUUGUGGGACCCCCGCUUAUGUGGCACCGGAGAUUUUGACGAAGAAGGGUUACGAUGGAGCGAAGGUGGAUGUGUGGUCAUGUGGCGUCAUUCUGUUCGUUUUAACGGCGGGUUACUUGCCGUUUAACGAUCCCAAUCUUAUGGCCAUGUAUAAGAAGAUUUAUAAAGGCGAGUUCCGGUGUCCGAAGUGGAUGUCUAAGGAUCUUAAACGGUUUUUAUCACGGCUUCUUGAUACGAACCCUGAAACAAGGAUCACCGUUGAUCAGAUUAUCAAUGAUCCUUGGUUCAAAAUGGGCGGAAUCAAACCGUUGAAAUUCUAUGAUGGUGAUGAGGAUGAAAUUAAGUUUGAUCAAGAGAAGCCUCAAGUGAAGAGCUUGAACGCUUUCGAUAUAAUUUCGUUUUCGUCGGGUUUAGACUUGUCGGGUUUGUUCAAUGGGCACGAUACUUCAGGUGGUACCGGGGAGCGUUUCGUUUCAAAGGAGAUGCCAGAGAAAUUGAUAGAGAAAGUGGAGGAGUUAGCAAAGGUUGAGAAACUGAAAGUGAAAAGGAGAAAACAAUGGGGGGUUGAAUUGGAGGGGCAAAAUGGAAAUAUACAAAUUGCGAUUGAGAUUUACCAGCUAACGGAGGAGCUAAUGGUGGUGGAAGUUAGGAGAAGUGGUGGUGAUGCGGCGUGUUUUAACCGCGUGUGGAAGGAUAAACUUAGGCCACAACUUGUGGUGGCUCAUUAGAAAGGAAGGGACAAUAUGUAGGGAAAACAAGGUGAGGUAGAUUUUUCUGUAAAUUAAUAGAUCGAAAUAGGUAAAUUUAUGAAUGUAAUUCUAUCUGGUUGUAUUUUGUAAUAUGCAUUUGAAAUAAAAAAUUGUUGAAAAUCGGGAUUUGAUGCCGUAA
Mangifera indica (mango) is the source of this 1577-nucleotide messenger RNA. RefSeq names its product CBL-interacting serine/threonine-protein kinase 11-like. Gene Ontology annotation, molecular function: ATP binding; protein kinase activity. The transcript has a single exon. The record is from RefSeq and is a predicted model, not a curated record. Gene Ontology annotation, biological process: signal transduction; protein phosphorylation. Bases 164 to 1417 code for a protein of 417 amino acids. NCBI's taxonomy places the organism in Eukaryota, Viridiplantae, Streptophyta, Magnoliopsida, Sapindales, Anacardiaceae.